ACCAAAUUUCAAAACGACACAAAAACUUUCCAGUAUUUUCCCUGAUUUGAGCACCACUUGAUUGGACUCUUCAUAAGCCCUGAGACUCAAGGCGUGUAUUCCGAAAUGUUUGGACUCUCGUGUUUGACUUUCAAAUAAUAAGUAAAGCAUGGAGCGGCAAGGCCAGCAAGAAAUUCAAAGAGAAUUUGAAAACAUUGUUAAAGUCGAAGAGAUCUCGAGUACGACUGGUAGUAAAUGUUUACAGUGCAAAAAGCUGGCCAAAAUUGCUCUCAGGGAAAAAAGAAGAGCAGAUACGUCUGAAGCCCAAAAUGAGGAAAUACAAGCAAUAAAUGAACGUUUGCAAUUGGAGAUCCGGGAUAUCCAAAAUGGGAUGGAGAACUUGCAGAAACAAAACAACGAACUUACUUUAAAGAAUGAAGGUCUCGCAGACGAUGUUAAAAGGAUCUCCAGCAGCCUGACGUUCACUACAAAAAAGCUCAAUCAAUCGAGAGCAGAGUUUAGUCGGUUGAACCAAAAAAUUUUAUUAUUAAAAUAUGAAUUAUCUCAGGCCAAAAAACCUGACUCUGAUGCUGAGAUUGUGGAAGUCACACAUCAUGGAAGUCCACCAAAUCAUCAAAGGGCAAAAGCGGCGCAGAGUUUGCUGCAGUGUCCAGAAUGCUUUAAAACGUUCAAAAGGGCUUGUGGCCUUGGCAGCCAUCGUCGGAUCCACAGAAAAUAAAUGCCAUGUAUUUGGACAUUGACAUCGUGUGUAUACGUGUUCGCGUGUGUGCUACAAAAGUUCCUGUAAUAUCCGUGAAGUGGAUUGAAAUUUUAAUUUUGGAUCAAACUUUUAAUUUUAUUACCUCGUCCCAUACACGCUAUCCUACUCUUUUUUUAUUUACUUCAUAUAUUGCAAACACCUAACUUUAUUCGAAUGAUUAAAACAGAGCACCAAUAAAUAUAUUUUUCGUGCAUCGUAUAAAUCACGCCUCUUCUCCUAAUGGAAAAACACUUUUAACAUCUAGCAGUAGACGAAAUUUGAAACCCAACGCAUUGAAACGAAUGUACUCAAACUUUAAUUCUAUCUAUUGAAUGGCUCCCCAUGCCCAAUAAUUUAGUGCUUGUGAUGUCAAUGUUUCCCCAUUGUUGGAGAAAUUGUGUGGUAAAUUUGAUUUUAUUAUCUCCAGGGAGACAUUUCUCUCAUGGGAUCCUUCCAUAAGCAAAGAAAAUGUUUUCCUAAACAAAAAUAAUCAAGAAGAUUUUAAAUCAAAGUUGUGCUGAACAAAAAACUUAUUUUGUAUGUUUGUAAAUUUGUAUGUUUGCUGGUUUUAAUCGUUAAUAAUUCAUUGGCCGUUUAUAUUCACCUAUGUUCUCAACUACAAUGAAACACCUCUUAAAGUCUUACCAUAAAUUAUGGCCAUCUUGAAUUUUACGGUAAUUUCAGGCUUAAUAAUAUUUAUUAAGUUUCUAAGUGACUUUAUAUUAUAUUACAGAACUCAAUCUAAUUUUGAGUC
Messenger RNA from Gryllus bimaculatus (two-spotted cricket), 1493 nucleotides. The record is from the annotation of a GenBank genome assembly. Lineage: Eukaryota; Metazoa; Arthropoda; Insecta; Orthoptera; Gryllidae.